AUGUCACUAAUUCGACCUCUCUUUGUCGGCUUGGCAUCUGCCGCAGCCCUCAUCUUACCAUCUGCAGCGCGAAACAGCAGCACCGUUGUCUCUGUCCCUAUAGAUUACACCUACUUACUUCCAGCGCCAUUUGAGAGUAACCCAACCUUUAGCUUCCUCAACAGCACCACCACCUCGCACGAAAAUGUCAACACCCUCCUUCAGUCUGCUAAGACUGCCCCAUUUGUGUCCUAUGACGACAAGUUUCUCACCCUGCUCGGCCCGAAUCCAUCUGCCAACCUCGUCGAGGAGCGAGCCUUGAACUUCGCUGGUGAAGCCGGCGUUUGGCUCAAAGAGCGCAAUGAAGUCUGGUACACCACUUGGAUCAACGAUGGACCAACCCAUGUCGAGAUUCUCGAUCUGGCUAAUGGAACCACCCGCAACCUGACCACCUCCAUCCCACUUGAGAACCCCAACGGUGGUUGUUAUCACCAAGGUCUUGUCUACUUCACCUCUCUCCGCGAUGAAACCCGCAACUUCAGUGGUGGUGUUUACACCGUCAAUCCUAGCAUGGGUGAUGCCGAGGUAAUUAUAAAUUCGUAUAUGGGCUUAAAGUUCGACGCUAUCGACGAUGUCGCUUGGGUCACACAACCAGAGACCAACCGCUCAUUCAUGUACAUCACUGUCUUGCCUUCCACUGCUGGUACUGUGACCAACGGUCUUGCCCAAGGUCUCUGGAGAUUCGACCCAAUCUCCAAGAUUCUUGCGCCGGUUAUCAGCCGAACCGAUUUUCCCGUCGCAAACGGUGUCCGUCCCUCUGUGGACCAGAAAUCCAUCUACAUCACUGAUUUCGGUGGAACCCCCCAUGUUCCUGUUUGGGGCCUUCCAGCCCAAGUUGGAAUUCCCGGCGUUUACAAGUACGAUCUUGAUGCCGACAUGCUACCCGUUAACCGCCGCGUUUUCAGCGUAGCCCGCAUGCAAGCCCCAGAUGGAAUCCGCGUCGACAACAAAGGUCGCGUCUGGACUGGUGAGGGUGAGGGUGUUAUGAUCCGUAGCCCUGGAGGCAAGCUCCUUGGUGUCUUUAAUGCUCAGUUCUUCACCCCAGACCCAAUCAACUUGGCUAUUGUACAAUUUGCUCUGGCUGGCGAUAUUCUCGUCAUCCUCGGCAUGCGUCAAUUGUGGACUGUCAAGUUGUCCGAGGUUGUAAUGGCUGCCAGCAACUAA
Molecule: messenger RNA, 1203 nt
Organism: Botrytis byssoidea
Lineage: Eukaryota; Fungi; Ascomycota; Leotiomycetes; Helotiales; Sclerotiniaceae
Exons: 1
Coding region: 1-1203 (400 amino acids)
Source: RefSeq, a predicted model, not a curated record